AUGAUCUCUAACUUUCAACAAUGUGUUUUUCAAGUUUGUUAUCCGAAGAGUUAUUCUGCCUUGAAAAAGUACAAACAACAUUUGGAUGAAUUGGAAAUCAAGGCUAGUGGUAAUAGUGCAAAGAAGAGUCAAGACAAUUCUGACAAUGAUUCGAAGAAGGUUAUUCAUCAUGAGAGCAAUGAAGUUGCUCAAUUAAAGGAACGAAUGGAACGUGAGAUUCAACAAAAUGAAUUGGAAGCUCUGAGAAAUUAUGGAAAACCUGUUACAUAUGGCUCAUCAAUUCAAUUACUUCAUGUACAAACUCAAAGCUUUUUGACUGUUGCGAGAGAGUCUGCAGAAAUGCAGAAGGAUUGUCUCAGAUUAUCAUUGGAUGAUGUUGGAUCGAAGUAUUCACAUUUUUCUCUACUUCCAUAUUUCAAUUAUCGUAGAGAUGGAGAAAUUGUGAAACUUUCUGACAAGAUUAGAAUUUGGAAUAGAAAAUCUGCACAAUAUGUACAAUUUUCAUACUAUAGAUAUAGUAAUGCUGUAGAAUCAGGCUUGAAGAAUGCUCAAAGUAUUGGUUCAAACGUUAAUGAGAUGGAUAAAUCAUCUUACACACAAUUAGCUAAAGAAGCUGUAAAGAAUAAUGCCAACCUUAAAAAAUUCACAUACGACAAUAGAAGAGAAGUUAACAUGUCAGCAUCGAGUGCAUUCUCACAUUGGAAUUUGAGAGUAUUUUCACCUUGUAAAGAUUCCCCUACAGAAAGUAACAAAUUCCUCAAAGCAGGUGAUAUAAUAAGAAUUUAUCACAAAGAAUUUGAUGGUUUUUUAACUGUCAAUGAAAAGACUGGAAGAGUCAAGCUGAAAAAGUCAUUUAUCAAUCCUCUUAUUGGAAGCUCAGCAAAUGGAGAGGCAUCUUUUUCAAAUUCAGGUUUAAGUUCAAUGAAGGGAUCAGGUAUGAAGUCAUUCUCAUCCAAAUCAAGUCUGGUCUCUGGUCAAUACUCUAGUUCGUUCAAUCUGGCAGAUUCCUUCUCAUUGAGCAGUAAGAGUAGCCUGUCACUGGUUGACUCUUCUGAGAAUACUCUUUCUGGUGUUAUACAGGAUGACUUUGAUGUAACUUGUCAUACAUUGUGGCAAGUAGAAAUGUUGGACUCAACCAAAGGAGGAGAGUUGAGGAAGAAUUUCGUUUAUAGGUUGAGACAUGUCAGUACAGGAAACUAUCUCAUAGCAAGAAUGGCCACUGAUGAUGAAGAGAAAAAAGAAAGAGAUGCAGAAGAUGCUGAAAUUUCUGAAUUCUCUCACAGUUCUUUCUACAUUUCAUCUGAAUCAAGCUCUAGUUCUAUUCAAUUGCAUAAUACAACAAGCCCACUUUCUAAAACACCAAUCAAAACCAAGAAGGAGAAUAAUCUUAGCUUGUUCGUAGAACCACAAGAUAAUUGUACAAACCCUCUCAAUAUGUUGUUUAACUUGCAAGAUUCCAUGCUUUCUACAGAUCACUCUGAGUUUUUCUUGAAUGGGCAAUUCAGACUCAGACAUUAUCUAACUAAUACUUGGUUGCAUUCAGUUAAUUCGCAGAAAGCUUUUUCUAAAUCAUCUGAAAGAGCCUCUCUCAAAUCUCAUUACUCACCAGUAUGUACCACUCAAGGCAUGAGAGAGGAGGAUGUAUUGACUUGUGUGUUGGUUUCCAGACCAGAAAGUGAAGACUUGUUCACAGUGCAAAGUUACAUCCCAAUUCUCAAAUACUUUACUCAAAAACUUAAUGAUGGAUCUGUAAAUAGGAGUGACAUCAAGUUGUACAUUGACGUAAUUUCUAGUUGUAUAAGAUUUUGUACUAGCAGUUCUGAAAUGGAUCCCCUCCUGAGAAGUGGUAUUCCAAUCAAAAAAAACCAAAAAUUAAUGAGAGAAAAGGGUGUCAUUACUAUUGUUAUGGAUAUUUUGAUGGCACUUAUUUCUAAGAAUUAUGUAAAAUUGGAAGAGUUAUCAACAAUUCAAGAAAGGAGUGACAAGAUUGACUUUUUUGAUGUAAUUCAGUAUUCAUACAGAUUCAUUAGACAAGUUGUACUUACAAACGAAUCAAAUGGUUUAUUUAUGGCACAGUACAUUAACUUUAUUCAGACCAACAUUGAACAUAGUAUUAGUGCAUCUGAGGCUCUUUUGCAAAUUUUAUCCAACAAUUUUUCCUUGUUGAAUAAGAUUACAGAGGACCAAAUUGACUUUUUCAUCAAAUUAUUAUUCACAAACCCUACUAGUUCUAGUUCAUUGAAGCAACAUACAGAAAGAUAUGGAGGUUCUCUUAAGAAAGCUGUCUACUUAUCCUUCUUGACCAGUCUAAUCAUAUGUGAAGGAAAAACUGUCGUGAAAAACCAAAAGUAUAUUAGUAACCUGCUCUUCUCAACAUUCAAGGAGCAAAUGUUGAAGGUAUUUGUAAUACCAAGAAUUAGAAAAUCAGAUGAUAAGGUGAUUAUCGAUGUGAAUCGUGUAGAGUAUGAAUUGGUCAAUUUUUCAAAGUCUGCCACCAAUAUCGAUCAUAUUACUUAUUCAAAAAAUAAUUUUGAACUAAUGGUCUUCUUCCAAGAGCAAAUCAAACUCUUUGCUGCCAUGUGUACCGGAAGUAAUGAAGCUACCGAAAUGACAAGAGCAGCCAUUAUUCAGCUAUUUACUUUUGAAAUUGUGUACAAGUGUGUUGCAGAGUCGGCACUUACUCCAGCCUUGAGAACUUCUUUUGUCCAUCUGCUUAUGCACUGUUUCGUAGACACUGAAAAGAACGAAAAGAGAACAUUUAUUGAAUUGACUCGUAAACUUGAAUCCCUAUCUGGAAAGAGUGUUCACGAAUAUACAUCCCGUGAGCUUGGUGAGGUCAAGCAAUUUCUAGAAGUUUUCUUCAGAGAGAAUACCUCAUUAGAUAUUGGAUACGAGAAGAGAGAUGUCAAUAAUUUUAUUCUUUCCCUUGCUCAGUUGUGUGCAGGAAUGAUUGAAUUUGGUAUUUUCAAUUUGAAAGACUUUGAAGAGACAGAUCUCCUUGUUUCAUUAUUUAACAUUCUCAGAUCAGACAACGACACCAAAAAUGGCUUACCAUUACGUGAUGAAGAAAGGUUCAAGCAAUCAGAAGAAAACGUAACUGUAACUCAAAUCAAGAUUGAAAUUGCCAAGAUAUUUCACAUGUUGCUAGACUUGCUGUUAGAUAAGAGAAUUACGAAAUUCCUUCAAUUCUUUUGGAUGAAAUACAAAAUUGAUGAUAUCAAGAUUGUAAUAGAGGAAGAAUCUGACUCAUUGCUUGGUGUGACCUCCAAUGACAAACAACAAGCACAAUUGCUAAAUUUACGUAAAAAGGAAUUGGAUAGAAUAUUCCAAGAAAUGGACACAAAGGAAAAUCAGGUUUUGAAAGAUAUUUUCGAGAAUACUACCCUUCCUUUCAAGAUUAUGUCAGAGUUUUCACUUAAAAUUAUCAACUUGACCUCCUAUGAGAAUCAAGAACUAUCCACAAUAUGUCUUCGUUUAUUGAUCAGAAGAUACAGAGCAGCUGACGAGCUUGCAGAAGCUCUACCAAAAGUUGAAUUGAUUGUCUCAAGAGAAAUGGCUCGUUCCUAUGACCAUUUGAGAAAACAGACUGCCGACUUGAGAAGUAUUUUUGGUUAUGGUAGAAGUAAUUUCCUAGGUGCUCGUCACAUCAGUGAAUACGAAGUUAAAAAAGCUAUGAAAGCCCUUGGAGAAGUUAUUAGUGAUAUCAAAACUAAUGGAAAGAGAAGUCAAAGAAUUAUUCGUAAUCUCAAUUUAUUUGAACUCGUUUUGUCUGUUUUGAGGAAGGAGUGGAUGGUUCCAACUGAUAUUCAAGAAAAUUGCCUGACCAUUUUAACAGAGUUUGUUAGAGGUAAUCCAGACAAUCAGAAACUUCUCUUCCCUUACAUUGAAUUUUUCAUGAGACUGAUCACAGAGAACAAGAAGCUUAGCAAGUAUAUUGUUCUAUUGAUGUGUGAAAUUGUUAAGAAUAAUAGAACAUUGUGCAGUAUUUUGGAAGAAAAAUUAAUAGAGCAAUACUUUGAUUUGAUUGCUGAACAGAGAAGUGCCUUCAUGUUGCUUUUCUUAAGAACCAUUUUGGCAACUCAUAAUAAUACACCAAUCAAAAGAAACCAAUCCCUCAUUACCAAAUAUAUGGUUGAGAGAAAGAAAGAUGUUUGUGUUCUAUUCAAAGACGAAGAAGGUAUGAGAGAACGUAACAAUAGAAUUACCAAGGAAGAACACAAAACAGAACCAGAUGGUAUUCUCAAUUAUCACAUUGCACUAUUGCACUUGAUGGCUACUGCUGCUGAUGGCAAGAAUAGAGAAAGUGAGUUGCGUUUACAAACAUUGUUUUCUUUUGAAGAGUUGUUGGAACAAGUUGUUUCUCCUUUCACAUUGGCCAUGAUUAGAAAUCCUCUCAUCAAGAUUAUCAAUGAAGUCUAUAUCAAUGUGGAAAAGGCAACUGAUGACCACCAGGAAAAGAAAACCGCCAAUGUACAUCAUCCUUUGAUGUAUAAAAUGUUUUCAAAGAUGAUUAGAGAGUUGGAAUUUGUGGAGAUGCUUCAAACUCUAGAUGUGAAUGCAAUUGUAGGGUCAGAAGGAGCUACCAACUCACCUUCUCCCUCUGGUACUGGUGCUUCUCUAUCUGCUAGCAGUGCUACUAAAUUAUCGAAUGCUAGUGUCAGACCUUCAAUGAACCUUACCAAUCAAGCACUGAUUAGACAGAGUAGAGCUAUAACCAAUAGAAAUUCAUCCAUUGCACCUAAAAUGCAAGUAACUGAAGAGGAUUUGGAAAAAUUCCAUGUUGACAAUUACUAUAUAUUCGAAGUUAUGAUUCCAGUUGUUCAGAAUUAUUUCCACUUGCAUUUCCCUCCUCCUAAUCUGUUAAAGGAACAACUCGAUGUUGCAGAAGAUUUAUUGCUGAAACUCAUUGAUUUACACAAAUUCACGGCAAAUACUGACCAAAGAGAACAAAUUUACAAGUGUAUUACUGCCAUGUGGAAGAAGAGUAUGUCUUCAGAGUCACAAUUAGCCAUUACCAAGUUCGUAACAAACAAGAACACAAAGGCAAAGAUGACAAGAUCCAGAUUUGAAGUAUCUUCUACAGUAGAAACUGAUGAGUACAUUCACAAGAGCUAUACAAAGUAUUUGCAAAAAAGAAUUAUUAACAAGGUGGAAGAAUUUUCGCACUUUAAUAGGAUUGGUGCUCUCUUUGAAAAGUAUAACGGAUUUGUGAAGGUACUUGUUAGAGCCCUCAGAAAGAUUAAUACACCUCUAUUGAAUUACAGUCCAUCCCUUCUUGAAGUGGGACUUUUGAGUAUGGAAAUUCUCAAAGAUAUUGUCAGAUCUCAGAAUAAGAGAGCUAAAGAGGUGAAACAAAAGGGAGAGAACGAUGUUCCAGAAAUUGAAAAUUUGAACUAUGUGGAAAAUAAGCUUCCAGUAAUGAUCAUUGAAUUGAUGACAUCAUUUAAUCCUGCUAUUGUUAGAUCUGCCAUAGAUCUUGGUAUCUUGAUUUUGAACCGUGGUGAUAAGGCAAUACAGGAUGAGUUUUAUAGAAUAUUGACAGAAACUGACUCGUCCUACUUCUUUGAAUCAUUGAGAGAUAGAAUCCGUCUUGGUAAGACAGAAAUCAAGGAGAGAAAGAAUUACCUCAAGAAGAAAAGGGAUAAAGACUAUGCCUUGUUCAAACAACGUCAAAGACAAGAAGUUGCCAAGGUUCGUGCUAAGGAUGAAAAUGAUUCCUCCCGACCAAUGGAAGAGGAAGAAGAAAGAGAUUUACAAGAGGACUUUGUUGAAAUGGGACAUAUUGAAUUACUUUUCGAGUUUUUGAGACUUUUAUGUGAAGGACACAAUGUUGAAAUGCAAACACUUCUCUUAAAUCAACCAGUUAAUACUCUGAACGUGAAUGUUGUUACAGAAACAAUUGAAUAUAUGAUUGCUCUAGAGAAAAAGAUUGAUUUUGAUAACGUUCAAAUUGCUAUUCAAGGUUUCAAGACCUUGACAGAAUUCAUUCAAGGCCCAGCUCUUGUCAUCCAACAAGCUAUUGGUACUUCUCCGAGAUUCUACGCCAGACUGGUCAAUGAAAUCAUGUCUAAAACAUAUGAAGAUGGAAACUUGCUAAAACAACAAGAACUUGGAUUGAAGAGGGAAGUUUUACUUACUCUCAAUGCUCUUCUAGAAGGAAUGAACAAUAGUGUAUUUGAUUUUAUGAGACAUUCCCUGAACUUUGAUGAAUUGGAGCAUUUCCUUUUGUUCUCUGCCAGAUUUUUGCAUUCUCUAGAAACCAAACAUGAGAACUCUGAUGCAAAGGACGAAUACAAUGAAAUCAAGCAAAGGUUGAGAAGAGAUUUUGAUCAUCACUUCCUUCAUGAAGCCACACGUGACAAGGCUAAUCCAGUUAUUGCAGAAGAUUACAUUGCAGUCUAUAUGCCAAUGAUCAAGAAUUUAUUGAAAGAGACUGGUAAUUUUGCCUUUUUCUUGCUUAACAUUUUCAGAGAUGGUGAAAGAGAAAAUUUGAGAAAUAUUUCAAGAAGUGCCUUUAUUUCUGUAGAGGAAGAAAACAAACUUUUAAGGAUUACCAACAUGUUGGAUAAUCAUUCUCAAUUAGUUUCAGUAUUUUCCGAAUCGACAGCAAGUAUUGAAGUGUUGCGUGAUAACAAGAUUGAGAAGAUUUACUUUUCCAAACCAACCAUAUGCAACAAUUUGAUGGACAAGGCAAGAAGUAAUUAUGUAAACUCUCUGGAUGUCAUGGCACCUGAAGAGAAAGUUCGUACUCUUUACAACCAUACCUUCAGUAUUUUCCAAGUUGAAAUGGAGCAUUAUGAAUUGAUGAAGAAAAAGUCCACCAUCAAGGAUAAAUUAGAAGAUCUAGUUGGUAUAGCCAACAAACACACAGAAGAAGUGACAGAGUUUGUGCCUACAAUGGCUCAACUGAGAAAUAAGUACAAGAGGAAAAAGAAACUCUCCAUUGGAACUAGUUCUAAAAACAGGGACCAAACAGCAAGUUGGGAAUUUAUUGCUCACUGGUGGGACAGAAUUCGUUUAUUAUCUUUUAUAUUUUGUGUGGUUCUUAACAUUUUCGUUUUAGGAUUUUUGAAGAGACUCUACUCAGCAAACACAGUAGAUGACAUUCCAGUACCUGGAGAUUUGGAUUUUGAUAUUACGUUGGCAUCAAAAUAUCCUACAACAAGAAAUUUGGCUGGUGAUAUUAUUAUAACUAUUCUGGGAGCCAUUCAAUUGAUAACAACAGCAUCAUUGGCCAUUAUUUACGCAAAAGUUUUUAUUACUCUUGAAGUGAAGAAGAGAUUCAAACUCAAAAAGAGAGAGAAAUGGGAAAAUAUUCCAAGAAAUAGAGAAUUCUAUUGGAAAUUUAUCUUUUACGCACUUCAAGAUUUACAAAUGUGGUUCUUUGUACUGUACUUUGUUCUCAGUGUAUUAGGAUUAUUGAUAUCUCCAAUAGUUUACAGUAUUCAAUUGUUCGAAAUUGUUUUCAGAUUUAAGAGUUUGAAUGACGUGUUGAGGGCUGUCAUUUCCAAUGGAAAAAAGCUCUUUUUUGCAGGCAUGUUACUUGGAAUAACCAUGUUCUUGUUUGGAUUGCUAUUCUUCUCAUGGUUCUCUAAUGAUUUCACACUUGAAUCUAAUGGAACAAAAACAUGUGAAAGUGUGUUGGAAUGUUUUGUGACAAUGUUUGACUAUGGUUUCAGAAGUGAGUCAUCAUGGGAAAAUAUGUAUCCACACAAUCCAACUGUUGGAAGGGCCAUCCUAGACUUGGCAUUUAACAUGAUUGUAAUCGUGUACCUUUCUAACGUUGUGUUCGGUACAAUUCUAGAUUCUUUCCAAGAAUUGAGAGCAGCAAGAGAGGAACGUAAGAAUGAAAUUAGAGAAAAGUGCUUUAUAUGCGCUCUGGAAAAGAGUAAAUUUGAUACAAAAGCCAAUGAAGGAAUUACCUUUGAAAAGCACAUUAAGGAAGAGCAUUACUUGUGGAAUUAUGUCUACUUUUUAAUUUACUUGUACGAGAAACCUGAAACUGAAUAUACAGGUGUUGAAAGUUAUAUUUUCGAAAAGUGUGAGGAGAAUGAUGAUGUAACAAGCUUCUUCCCAAUAUUUAGGUCUAAAACAAUUGAGGAAAGCGAACAAACAAAGGUUUCAUUAGGAGGAUCGGAUUAA
This is a messenger RNA of Naegleria gruberi, 8142 nucleotides long. RefSeq lists its product as uncharacterized. The transcript has a single exon. The coding region runs from base 1 to 8142 and encodes 2713 amino acids. Gene Ontology annotation, molecular function: calcium channel activity. Gene Ontology annotation, biological process: calcium ion transmembrane transport. The record is from RefSeq and is a predicted model, not a curated record. Gene Ontology annotation, cellular component: membrane. NCBI's taxonomy places the organism in Eukaryota, Heterolobosea, Eutetramitea, Acrasida, Naegleriidae.